AUGUUGAUCAAGCAUUACAGUAUGUCCAUAUGUAUCACACGAAUGAAUGAAAAUGUAAGAGCAACAUUGAAAAGAGAUUACUUAGACUGUAAACAAAAAUGUUUAACUGGAUAUUUGAGGGACAAUAAAACUCUGUUCCAGAAUCAACUUCCUUCACUCACAAGUCGCUGUUGUUGCAGACAUCUGAAGGAAGGGACGAAACACGAAGAUUUUUUAAAAGCAUUAUCGGGACCAAGUCAAGGAGUUCAUUGUAUCAAAAAUCGAAAUAAAAGAUGCCUUUUACAAUAUUCACACAGAGAGAAAUGUCCUUAUCUAACAGACCUUCCAGGAAUUCAGUUUUCCCCAGGAAAGGGACAGCAGUUAAACACGUAUCCAACUACAAGUGUUCACACUGGACGCAAUGACUUCGAAAUGUAUAGAGACAAAUCUAGAAAGAAAAACAAGCUAAUAUCAGAAUUCGAAGGGCAUUGA
Messenger RNA from Paramuricea clavata, 471 nucleotides. Lineage: Eukaryota; Metazoa; Cnidaria; Anthozoa; Malacalcyonacea; Plexauridae. The record is from the annotation of a GenBank genome assembly.